Aspergillus steynii IBT 23096 is the source of this 3396-nucleotide messenger RNA. Its product is annotated as CAP-Gly domain containing linker protein BIK1. Gene Ontology annotation, molecular function: RNA endonuclease activity. Bases 1 to 3396 code for a protein of 1131 amino acids. The record is from RefSeq and is a predicted model, not a curated record. Gene Ontology annotation, biological process: ribosome biogenesis; endonucleolytic cleavage of tricistronic rRNA transcript (SSU-rRNA, 5.8S rRNA, LSU-rRNA). Lineage: Eukaryota; Fungi; Ascomycota; Eurotiomycetes; Eurotiales; Aspergillaceae. The transcript is spliced from 4 exons. Gene Ontology annotation, cellular component: nucleolus.
AUGGCGCCCCUCGAUGACGUCCAGGUCGGGGAUCUGGUGAAUGUUCCCGGGGGCAUGUACGGCACCGUCAAAUACCUGGGAGGCGUGGCCGGGAAACCGGGCAAAUUCGCAGGAAUUGAACUGGCGUCGGAGCAUGCCAGGAGGGGGAAGAACAGUGGCGAUGUCGAAGGCAAGAAGUACUUCAACACGUCCAUGCCGGGCUCCGGAAUCUUCGUGCCCAUGAACAACAACAAGUACGUCACGAAACGGCCCGGCGCUCCGGCUUCCGUCACCGUCAAUCCGCCCACGCCGGCGCGCCCCGUGAAUUUCAGCAAAUCGGUCGGCCCCAGUCCGUCGGUGCGGCCUCCGCGCAUGAGACGGCCCUCGCUGCCCCGUCCCGAAUCCCCUCGUGGUCCUCCGCCCUCCAAGCUGAGUCUGGCCGGUCUGCGCACCCCCUCCGCCGCCUCGAGGGCCGGUCCCAGUCCCAACGGCUACCCGCGCAGCCCCGUCAAGCCCCCGUCCCGUGCCUCCGAUCGCCCUCCCUCUCGCGUGAGUGGUGUGAGUGCCGCCGCCGACGACGAUGUGUCGUCCUCGAGGACGUCCGACUUCGGCCGCAACAAUGCCAUGGUCGCCGAGAUGCAGGAGUUGCGGGACCAGACGAAGAGCCUGGAGAGGCAACUGUUGGACCGCGAUAAGCAGCUGGACGAGCAGGCCCAUACGCUGGCCGACUUUCAGCGCACCUUGGAGGAGCUGGAGGGCUCCGAUGCGUUAUCGAUCCGGGCGCAGUUGCGCGAGAAGAACGAGAGAAUUGCCCAGUUGACGGCGGAGUUCGACCUGCACCGAGCCGAUUUCCGGAGUACCCUGGACACGUUGGAAGUGGCGGCGUCCGAGACCGAACGUGUCUACGAACAGCGCUUGGAUGAACUACUGCAACAGAACAAGGAGCUCCAGGACCGCGGUGAGGAUGUCGAGGAGGUCGCUCGUCAACUCAAGCAGCUGGAGGAGUUGGUCUCGGAACUAGAGGAGGGCCUGGAGGAUGCUCGACGUGGCGAGGCUGAAGCCCGCGCGGAAGUUGAGUUCCUUCGAGGGGAGGUGGAGAGAACAAAACUGGAGCUGAAGAAGGAGCGUGACAGCUCUGCCGCAACGCUACAUGAGGCUCACGCGACCGCGGACGGUCAGCAGCACUCGCGAGAACUGGACCAAAAGGACGACGAGAUCCGCGGACUAAAAGCGAUCAUUCACUCCUUAAGUCGGGGCGAUCCCAGCUUGCCGGCACUUCAGCAGAAUGGCUACGCAACGAACGGCGGCCCCGAGCACGAUCCAGAUCACGUCUCGCACCUGGAGCAACGGGUGCAGGAAUUCGAGCAGAUCACGGAGCGGAAGACCUACCGCAUCGAAGAGCUUGAGCGCGAGCUUCAGCAGCUGCAGGUCAACGGCAGCGGUCGGACUCGCAGUUCUACCGUCACGGCCGCGCCCACCCAGCACAAACCAUCCGGUUCGACGGGAAAGAUUGGAGCCCCCAAUACGGUCAACCAUGCGCACCGACUGUCGGAUCGCACCGUGGUGCCUAGUGACUGGCAUGAUCAGCCGCAGCAUGAGGAGCAGCAAUAUCAGGCCUACCCGGGACAUCUUCGUCGCCCGUCCGACUCGUCCCGUCAUCGCCUAGAGACCAUGCACGAGUCCGACGGUCGCUCUGACGACGGCGGCUCGUUGUGGUGCGAAAUCUGCGAGACCGGCGGCCAUGACAUCCUGACCUGCACGAAUAUGUUCGGCGCCGACAACAAGAGCAAAGCCUUUUCCAAGGAGGAAUCCCACAACGAAGUGUCGGCGGAUGAGAAGCCCACUCCGAGUACCUCCACUGAUAUAGACACAGCCUCCUCGAGCCACGAAGAGAGUACCACGCCCCAGAAGACCGGACGAGACGCCGCCAUGGAAGGGAUGACAGCAAUGACAAAUAUGCCCCCUUCUUCCUCAGCGGAUGCGGUCGCCGGAAAGUCCAGCGGAGUCGUGGACGAGACGAAGUGGUGCGCUCUCUGCGAGAAGGAUGUCGGCUGCACAAUCUCCCCCUCCUGGUAUCUGCUCUCCGCAAGGGCGCCGCACGCCUUGCAGGUGCGCUUCUCCUCGUCGCCGGCAAACUCCUCGACCACCGCCUUGACCUGCGUGCCCAGGUCCGUGCAGAUGAACUGCUUCUCCCACACCACCUGCCCGCAGCUGCGACAGUACCACCGCAUCACGUCCACGGCGUCCUUCUCCCGCGGCACCUCCAUCACGACCCCCACCGUGUCGCGGAACCGCACGGGACUGUGCGGUGUGUUCGCCGGUAGCAGGAACAGCGACCCCUCUUCCGUCAAUAUGUCGUCGACCUCGCAGCCCCCCCUCCGGUUUACUUCCCACAAAAAUUUUGUGUAUCGCUUGGUCUUCGCGACCUUGACUGGCCGAACCGUGCACAUUUCUCAGAUCCGCCCUUCGUCUGAUAACCCCGGUCUGACUCCGCAUGAGCUUCCCGCUGGGUGUACCCGCGGCGUCAGCUACUAUCUUCUGCCUCUCUGCCUUCUUGCGCCCUUCUCCAAGGCUCCUAUGCGAGUGCUCUUUACGGGUCCCGGAGUGAUUACGUCGUCUACGCCAACUGGCGAUAUGUCAGUGGACAGCGUGCGCACGGCCGUCCUGCCUCUCUACAACCAAUUCGGAAUUUUCAACAACAUCGAACUUCGGGUGCUCCGGCGAUCUAAUCCGGGUCCGCAUGGCAGGGGUGGCGGCGGAGAAGUUCAGCUUGUCUUUGGUCACCAAGUCCGCCUGCCGAAGACCCUUCACCUGAUGAAUGCCGGCAAGAUCAAGAGGGUUCGCGGCGUGGCCUAUUCCGUCGGCGUUUCGGGGUCCAACAACGCACGAAUGAUCGAAACCGCGCGUGGGAUUUUGAACCCCUUAUCACCCGACACCUAUAUCUUCUCUGAUGUGUCCCCGGCUCCACUUAUGCCCGCUCCCGAGAAAACCAACGCGUCGGCAAAGAAGAAGAUUGGGCUUGGAUUUGGGCUGUCUCUGGUGGCCGAAUCGUCGACUGGCUGUCUAUUUUCCGCGGAUGUCGCGUCUCCGCCCUCGGGUGGACAAGCGCCUGAGGAUAUCGGGAAGCAGUGCGCCUAUCAGUUGCUGGAGGUCAUCUCCAAAGGCGGCUGUGUCGCGCCGGCCGCGGUGCCCACCAUGCUGGGACUGAUGACUAUGGGAUCGGAGGACGUUGGUCGCAUCCAAGUCGGUCGCGACGUGAUCGCCGACGAGAGCACGAUUCAGUUGGCCCGCGACCUGUCCAAGUUCGGAGCGCCUGGUUGGGGUCUUCGCGACGCGGCCGGGGAGAACGAGAAUGGCGACGUCAUAAUCAGCGUGGUCGGACGAGGCAUUGGCAACGUCGGCCGCAAAGUCGCCUGA